GCCCUGCCCCGCGGCCGGGAGGCAGCGCUGCCGGCAGGAGGUGGCGGGGCCCUGUCCUGGUCUCUCCCUGUGGAGCUGCUAAAAUCAUUGUCGUUACGGCUUCGGCCCCGGCCCGCUAAAUGGGGUCUCCGGUGCCAUUGGAACCCCGGCGCCGUGACACAGGGCCCUUGUUCAGCGGCGUUGCUCCUGAAAUUAUCGAGGACACGCUGAUCCACUUGGCCACGGAGAACGAGCAGUACUUGUGUCAGCUGCCAGAGCAGGCUGGGUGCUUUAAAGAGACUCGGAUCGUGGAAUUUAUUUUCCUUUUGUCUGAAAAAUGGCACUUGGGCCAAUCGACACGGUACCAGGCAGUGGAGUUACUUGAAAGGUUUAUGCUCAAGCAGGUAGAACAGAUGUGUGAUGGCAGAGGGAACGCUAAAGGUCGUGACAAAGGCCAGAGGAGCAGCUGGAGCUCUGUGAGGGAUCAGAUACUCAACACCUUUGUCCUGCGACUCGUGUCGUGUGUUCAGCUUGCCAGCAAACUCUCUCUGCACUACAGUAGAGUGACCAGUGACGCAGCUUUAAAAUUUCUGCAAUCCCUGAAAUACUCCUACACGAAACAGGAAUUGCUGGAGUCGGAGCUUGCUGUUUUAAACACUCUGCACUUCCACAUCAAUGUGUCAACUCCGUUGGCCUACGUGGAAUUGCUUCUGGAGGUUCUAGGAUACAAUGGCUGCUUGCUUCCUGCCAAACCCUUACACCAGCUCUGUGUGCAGCUGCUGGACUUCUGCUACCUGACCAGAGAGACCAUCUAUGACACUCUGCUGAAGAUUGCCAUCGAAAACUCCACACCAAGCGAACUGCAGAUAGCCAAGUUUUUAACAGUGAAGGAAGAUUUCAUGCUCUUGGCUGUUGGAGUGAUCAGUGCAGGUGUGUUCAUCCUGAGCCCCGGGCACUGGGAGCAGGUUGUGGAGCAUUUAAACUGCAUCACUGGCAUUACUCCACAAAGCAUCCUGGAGUUCUCCUACGCCGUGGUGAGGCGCAUAAUUGGCAGCACCACACCUGAGCAACGCCGUGGGAACUGUGGAACCAAAUCUCCUGGGGACAGAAUUCUGCCUCGGAAAUAGAAGCACCCUGUCCAUCCCGUCACCGGCCCAACAGCAGGACCUGUCACGCUGCUGACAACUCUGUGACACUGCCCAGGCACCCAGCACAGUUCAGGGCUACCUGAUUCUGGAACAGCUCGUCAGUCACGUGUUAAUCAGCAAGGUUGAUCCUGCUAGGCAUUGCACUCACGCUCUGAGGAGAGCCCCUACAGCACCACAGUGUUUAGAAAUGCCCUAAAAGCUUUACUGUAAAAGCUGCAUCUUGUAAGUUUUGAAGCUAAGCUCCCUUUACGCAAAGAGACCCCUCAGAGUAGUUGUGUUUGAAAGGUGCUGCCGUGCCUGGUGCUCAGCUGGGACCAGCUCUCACCCCGUGUAACAAAUGGAGCCGUGCUGUCUCCUAUUGCUGCUUUUAUAAAACCCCUGUCUCAGCUGCCUGUGGUCUGUGCCAGCACUGGAGCCUGUUUGCUCCUGCCCUACCACAGCCAGCAGUGACCAGAGUUGUGAUGAGGACAGAACCAGGCCCGUGCUGUGACUGUCACCACAGCAGCGCCCAGUGUGUCCUGUGAGUGCCAGGGGUUUGUGCUGUGCUGGCUGGAAACACCUGGAGUGUGGAAGAGUUUCAUUAUUCCCUCAGCGCAGCCCUGUGCAGGAACAGGCUGCAGGAGGGAUUACAGUGUUGUAAUGGUGUUAAACCUGGUUAAGUUCGGUAGCACAAAGAAGUGAUGAUGUGACUUAGAAAAUACUUUAUUUCAAACUGUAGCUAUUCUUUAAUGACCAGGCAGAAUUCUGGCAGUUUUUCCACAUUAUUCCCCAUGGUUGUAAUGUUCUGCUUUUCCAACCUUGCAUUAGCUGUAACAGAACAGCAUCAAACUGAUGGGUGUUCUGAAGU
This is a messenger RNA of Hirundo rustica (Barn swallow), 1974 nucleotides long. RefSeq names its product cyclin N-terminal domain containing 1 (gene CNTD1). Gene Ontology annotation, biological process: reciprocal meiotic recombination. The coding region runs from base 120 to 1106 and encodes 328 amino acids. The record is from RefSeq and is a predicted model, not a curated record. The transcript is spliced from 7 exons. NCBI's taxonomy places the organism in Eukaryota, Metazoa, Chordata, Aves, Passeriformes, Hirundinidae. Gene Ontology annotation, cellular component: site of double-strand break.